AUGACUUUGCGUUCGGCGUUGGUUUUUGCGCUUGACCUCAACUGCCCUUCGGCCUCGCUGGCGUUGGCGGCGGAGUUUUGCCGGCGCUCAGCAGAGACGACGAUGAUGUUUGCGCCACACGACGAGAUGGCGUUGGUUCUCGCAGGCACCUGUGAUCCACACAACCCGCCACAAAAUGGCCAGAAGGGUGGGGAACGAUUCAAACACAUUUCGGUGCCAUGCGCCCUCGCUGCACCCACGGUAGAAUUUUUAGAGCCAUUGGCGCACAUCACACCACCCCCUCCGCCUUGUGAGCGCCAUGAGGUGGACUUUUUGGAGACACUUUUUGUGUGUGACCAUGUGUUGCGCGAACGGACGGCAAACAAGUGCUACCAGCGCGUUGUGUAUCUGAUAACCGACGCUCAUACUGACGUGGCGCGGAAGGAUGACAUGAAUACGCUUCUCGAAUCUUUUCAGCAGCAUGGUGUAUCUUUGGUCGUCAUCGGCAUUGACUUCACUGAGACGUCAGUCGAUGCUACCGACGACGAAGAGCGUGAUGAUAAGAGUUUGACAGACCUUUCACUCAAGGCCCAGAAUGAGCGUGUUUUGCACGUCAUGUGCUCUUUGCUUGGAGAGGAAAGUAAGGUGGUCUCGUUGGAGGAGGCUCUGCAAGAAGUUCAAGAGCUCCGGCGGCGGAAAAUUACUCAACGCGCACUUUUGAGAGUUGUCCUCAGCAUUGGUGACGUGCGUUUGGCGACCCAGAUGUUCACGAAAACUCAGGAAGAGCGGCUGCCGACUAUGAAGCGUACGACAGCAAAUGGAGAGGAGGUGUAUAUGAAGACCAUCUUUCAGGACCUCAGUGAGGAUGCCGCGCCGUUGCGGAAGGAGGAUCUUUUGAAGGGGUACCACUACGGUCGCAGCCUUGUCCCGUGCGCAAGGGAAGAUGUGGGGGCAAUGAAAAUUAAGGGGCCAAGGGCAAUGGACGCCGUCGGUUUUGUGCCUAUACAGCAAGUCCCUGCGUAUGUGCUUUUGGGUGGAGUGAAGGUGAUUAUGCCGCUUGCCGAUGACAUGGUGGGGGCAAAAGCCUUCCGCAGCAUUGUAAGGGCGAUUGCUGCAGAUAACCGGGCGAUGAUUGUGCGUUUUGUUCGCACACGUGAUGCAGACCCCGUUCUUGGUCUGUGUGUGCCUUCGACCAACGAACGGCGGGAUGUUCUUUUUUUUUCUCCUCUUCCGUAUGCGGAGGAUGUGCGUUUCUUUGAGUUUUCGGAUUACAAGGGCAUGUGGGGCACCAGCAGCGAUGAUGGUGAUGAUGGGGAGGAGGCGAGGCUUUUGGCAGCGAUUGUGGAGGACAUGACUGUGGGCAAGUCGGUGCUGCGGCCCAGAGAAACGUUUAAUCCGGUCAUUCAGCAGUAUUACGCGACGCUGCGUGCCAAGCUGCGCCUUUUUUGCGAUGGCCGAGGGGCAGUGGGAGGAAAAGGGAGUUGUGGGGCUGGCGAAUUGCGGGGGGAAAAAAAUGGGGAGAAAAACACCAAUGGGGAGGUGCUGUUGCCGCUUGUGGGUGCGAUAGAAGCCACUUCGGCCGCGUUCGGCGUGCCGGGGAACCAACUAGAGUCUGUGCUGUCGAGUGUGCGCGAGAAACUAGAGGCGUGCGCUCGCAGCUUUGUUUACGUCUCGAAUAGAGAGAAUUGCGUGGCGGAAGAGCGGCAGCCAUAUCGUUUUUGCUCGCCUGCUGCCUCCCACGACGUCGAUGCAUCAGAUGCUUCCACACGGGCCCCUUCAACCGUUGCGACACCCUGUAUUAUUUCGGGCGCGUCACAAAUCACGACGGUUGACCCGGUCUACUCCUUCAAGGCGAUUGUGCAGGCCCGUGAGGGUGUCAAUGUCCGGCUUGCGAUGGAUAAGCUGGGGGACAUCGUCUUCAAACUUCUUCGUUGCAGCCUGGGGGAUGCACAGUAUGCCAAGUGUACGGAGUGUGUCUUAGUUCUCCGUCAGCACUGUGUUAGGGAGGGGGAGGCGGCUUACUUCAAUGACUUCCUCUUGAAGCUUAUGCUCAUGGCGAGGGAGUUGGAUCACGAAUCAUUUUGGAAAAACGGGAUUAUGGCCCGUGGCAUCGCCCCUAUUACAAAACGGGAGUGUCCCAACAGCACAAUGGACGACGAGGAGGCUGCCCACCGAUUUCUCACACAGGACCGCACCCUUCCCGCUCUUCUUCUGGAAGAUCCCACCGAUGAGGGUGUGCUCAACAUGAUCACGUGA
Trypanosoma cruzi is the source of this 2235-nucleotide messenger RNA. Its product is annotated as KU80 protein, putative. Bases 1 to 2235 code for a protein of 744 amino acids. The record is from RefSeq and is a predicted model, not a curated record. The transcript has a single exon. Gene Ontology annotation, cellular component: Ku70:Ku80 complex; nucleus. Gene Ontology annotation, molecular function: damaged DNA binding; double-stranded DNA binding; telomeric repeat DNA binding. Gene Ontology annotation, biological process: telomere maintenance; DNA recombination; double-strand break repair via nonhomologous end joining. NCBI's taxonomy places the organism in Eukaryota, Euglenozoa, Kinetoplastea, Trypanosomatida, Trypanosomatidae.